Molecule: messenger RNA, 1237 nt
Organism: Oryzias melastigma (Indian medaka)
Lineage: Eukaryota; Metazoa; Chordata; Actinopteri; Beloniformes; Adrianichthyidae
Gene: ifngr1
Product: interferon gamma receptor 1
Source: RefSeq, a predicted model, not a curated record
CUCUGUGUCCAGAAAAUGUGAUGGUGAGCUGUGAAAACCUGAUAAUUAUGGCCCGAUGGGAUUGCGAAGGACAACAACCUGAAACCAGUUUCAAAGUAAAGAUAUCAUCAAUAUACAUGGGAGUGUUACAUGAGGUUAUUACCAAAGACAACGAGUACGAUCUGAGCCACGUUGUUUGGAAAUCCAAAGAAAUCUGCUUGAGCUUCCUCUAUGUUACCGUAACAGCUUUACAUGGUGGGAACGAGUCAACAGAAAUUAAAUCAAAGUCUUUCUCCUUUAACACUCAGGAGACCGUCUAUGCAAACUGUCUAUUAGAGUUCCCUCCUGCUACUCUGGUUGUGAAUGAGAGCAGAGCUGUGGUGACGUUCCCUAAUCCAUUCCUUUUCUACAAAGAAAUCAAUCAGGUGUACAAAGAGUCUGAUUUUCAGCUUAUAUUCUCAGUCAACUUCGGAGAAAAUGUAGUCAAUACUACAUUGUGCAGUAAGGCUGAGCCCACCUGCACUGCUGAAGUGAUGUUCCCUGAAGGCGAGGAGAACUGUGUCACACUGGAAGGGUUGUUGGUGGAUGAAAAUGAGGUUGACGGAAUACAGAUCAACCAGACGCAAAAGAUCUGUGCCUCCGAAAGAAAUGGUUCGCCGGCCCUCCUCCACCCCGUUCUCCACCUGGAGCGAUGCUUUGCCGUGGUCUGGCCUCUAACCACCAUCAGCCUCUGGGUUCUGGGGUUCAUUCAUCUGUAGUCCAGGUUCACAUCUAAUGACCAUAGCCUAACCACCAAAGAUUAGAGUUGUAUGCCCAUUUUUUCUGUAACAAAACACAUUUUUGUUUGUAUUUCUAAUAUCUCUACUUGAUAAAAUCCUUUUGUGGUUGGAUAUUUUUUUUAGGUAGAAAAUUGGUGUCAAAAGUCUAAGGUUGUAACCUGAGUUUGUGUCUGUCAAUUGUGUUCUUGUAGAAAAAUUAGGCAAACUUGUGGAUGUGCCCCAUGAAAAUGAUUUUGGAGACAAAGAAAAUAAACAUGCAAAACAUUUUCAUUGUUGUAAAUCUUUUGUAUGCUCAAAUAAGAUCAACUGUCAGGAUUACAAAAGCACAGUAUUUUCCUACACUUUUAGUUAUUUUUAGAAACACAUCCGUAUGAUUGUAAUUUUACAACGGUUAAUUAUUUGUGGAAAGAAAACCAAAGUUUUGUUCGGUAUUCUAAACCUUACUAUGUUGUAAUAACGGUUAAAUGAUUCUGAAGUUU